This is a messenger RNA of Lolium rigidum, 1571 nucleotides long. Its product is annotated as probable trehalose-phosphate phosphatase 7. NCBI's taxonomy places the organism in Eukaryota, Viridiplantae, Streptophyta, Magnoliopsida, Poales, Poaceae. The transcript has 6 exons. Gene Ontology annotation, biological process: trehalose biosynthetic process. Gene Ontology annotation, molecular function: trehalose-phosphatase activity. The coding region runs from base 115 to 1266 and encodes 383 amino acids. The record is from RefSeq and is a predicted model, not a curated record.
UCUUCUUCACUCUCUCUUCUCGAAUCCCCACUUGAUUCGAAUUCGAUCUUCUCUCUCGAGCUUCCUUUUCUUAAUCGAAGCUUCCUAGGCUUUGAGAAGUUAGUGGAGGGGCUGAUGGCGCAGACUAGCGUGGUGGUGCCGGAGGUGGGCAUGGCGGCGACGGCGUGCCCCUGCCCGGGGCCGCUGUUCCCGUACCUGCCGCCGCGAGCCGGGGCCGGGAUGGCCGUGCGCCGCAAGUGCCUGCGGGCGGCGCAGGCGGAGCUCGGCGCGGGGCUGCUCAACGGCCUGGUCGAGUCCAUGCGGGCGUCUUCGCCCACGCACGCCAGGGCCGCCGCCGCACUCGCCGCCGGCGUCGACGAGGAGCACGCCGCCUGGAUGGCGAGGCACCCGUCGGCGCUGGGCAAGUUCGAGGAGAUCGUGGCGGCGUCCAAGGGGAAGCAGAUCGUCAUGUUCCUCGACUACGACGGCACGCUCUCGCCCAUCGUCAAUGACCCAGACGCCGCCUUCAUGAGCGACACGAUGCGGAUGGCAGUGCGCAGCGUCGCCAAGCAGUUCCCGACGGCGAUCGUCAGCGGCCGGUGCCGCGACAAGGUGUUCGAGUUCGUCAAGCUGGCGGAGCUGUACUACGCGGGCAGCCACGGCAUGGACAUCAAGGGCCCGGCCAAAUCCUCCGCCGGCCACGCAAAGUCCAACUCCAAGGCUAAAGGAGUUCUGUUUCAGCCAGCAAGCGAGUUCCUGCCCAUGAUCGAGCAGGUGCACCAACGGCUGAUAGAGGAGACGAGGGACGUACCCGGCGCCAAGGUGGAGAACAAUAAGUUCUGCGUAUCCGUCCACUUCAGAAACGUCGAUGAAAAGGGUUGGGCGGCGGUGGCGGAGACGGUGAAGUCCGUGGUGCGGGAGUACCCGAAGCUCCGGGUGACGCAGGGGCGGAUGGUGUUCGAGGUGCGGCCGACCAUCAAGUGGGACAAGGGCAAGGCCCUGGAGUUCCUGCUCGAGUCGCUGGGCUACGCCGACUGCGCCGACGUGCUGCCCGUCUACAUCGGCGACGACCGCACCGACGAGGACGCAUUCAAGGCGCUGCGGCGGAGGGGGCAGGGGAUCGGGAUCCUCGUCUCCAAGCACCCCAAGGAGACCAGCGCCUCAUUCUCGCUGCAGGAGCCCGCAGAGGUCAUGGAGUUCCUCCUCCGCCUCGUCGAGUGGAAGCAGCUCGCCAAGGCGCGCCUCCGGCUGCGGCGACGGGCCGACGCCGCCGCCCCGACCGCAUGAACUAAUUAAGAGAAACCUUGCCGGGCUGCCGAUUAACAGUCCUGUACUUCCUUGAUUCACGUGUAAUUCUAGCUUAGAUAAUUCCCUGCUCAUCAUCCGAACAAGGCCGAAGGCUGCGUGUAGGAGGAUGGGAAGAAACGGGACGAUCGACGAACCUGUGGAGCAUUGCUUCGCCAUAGGUUGUGUUCUCCUCUCGAUCUCCCUUCUUUUUCUGGGGAUGUAUACCGACCGCUUAUAAGCAUGUAAAUCACCUUGUCUACGUGCAAGGAGGGAAUAUAUAAAUAAGUUGGAGAAAAUUCGAGUAA